AUGCAUCAUACACUCGUUCCGCUCUGCUUCCUGGCAGCGAGCCUUCUCCCUGACUGUGCCCUAGCCCACUGGGAAUACACCAAUCUCAUCGUGGAAGGAGAGGUGAUCGGCGAGCCCUACCAAUACGUCCGCCAAAGUAACAUCUCCAACGCGCCCCUACAAAUCGUCAAUAGCACCAACAUGCGCUGCAACUCAGGCGGCUCCUCCGGCACCGCCCUGGGCACGGAGACCCUGACGGUCCAGGCUGGCGCCGAGCUUGGGUUCAAGAUCGCCUCGACGUUCGGCCACCCGGGCGUGCAGCAGGUCUACAUCUCGCCCGUCCCGGAAGGCGUCGCGGCGGCCGACUACGACGGAUCAGGCAGUUGGGCCAAGAUCUACUCGGCGAGCUACACGCUCGCCCCCAGCUCCACGGCGGGCUCGCCUGAGCCGGCCAUAGACCCCCAAAACGGCAUCAUCUGGGCCACCCGCAAGACCCACAGCUUCCGCUUCCCCCUGCCCGCCGAGCUGCCGGCGGGCGAGUAUCUCAUCCGUGCCGAGGGGCUGGCCCUCCACGCUGCGCACAAGCUGAACAACGCACAGUUCUAUGUUGGGUGCGCGCAGGUCCUUGUCGAGUCUGAAGGGGGUUCGGGUGUGUUGGGGCCGCUUGUCGAGUUCCCCGGCGCUUAUGACAACACGUCGCCUGGGGUGCUGAUCCCGGACUUUUGGACCAAGAUCAGGAACUACACGAUGCCUGGCCCAGCACUGUGGCCAGAGGGGAUGGAGGUGCAGCAUGUGGUGAAGACGCUUGAUGGCGAGCUUCCGUAA
Molecule: messenger RNA, 804 nt
Organism: Diaporthe citri
Lineage: Eukaryota; Fungi; Ascomycota; Sordariomycetes; Diaporthales; Diaporthaceae
Exons: 1
Coding region: 1-804 (267 amino acids)
Source: RefSeq, a predicted model, not a curated record